AUGAAUCUUCCACCCAGCUUCAAUGUGCUCAUGAUGUGCAGCGUUCUUAUUCUCACUGAAAGCAUCAAUGCUUAUGAUCAGGUGUACGGACCGAUAAGGUUCUACGCUUGGGAUCAGCCGCAUUGCAAGGGUAACUGUACAGUGGUCAAUUUUGAUGAUGCACCGCUAUACUACAUGCCGAGAAACGUCUCCAAUUCUUUUGUCGCGCACAGUUUUCGUUUGGAUGGGCGUGGGCUUGCUGGGAAGGAGCAGCUUGACCUGUCUGUAGCCCUCAACGAGAGCUAUAGUACAGGUUUAGACCGAUCCACUGCGGAAAGCUCAUAUUGCACGCAUUUCCUACGAUCUUAUACCGGUCUCAAUGGUAGCAUGGACUGCCAUGAUGUCCCGCCUUUCACUUGUCAGCGACUAUGGAUUAACAGAGGUCUGCCUGAUGUGUCUCUACUUCCUUCCGACAGGUCGACAAUGGUAACAGAUUUCACCUGUCAGACGAUUCCACUGUUACCGAACAGCGCUUGGCCAACAGGGUUCUCAUCUAGCAAGCUCACCGCCAGCACUUCUAGAUCUACACCAGCGCUACCCAGCACUAUUGCAACCAACACAUCUCCAACCGCAUCAUCAAGUGAUCUAUCCACUAUGACUACGACAUAUUUGGCUCCUACAGUAACCGGACAUGUACUUGUUGUUGUUAGCCCAAAAACGACAUACACAACAACUUAUUUCUAG
Talaromyces atroroseus is the source of this 723-nucleotide messenger RNA. RefSeq lists its product as hypothetical. The coding region runs from base 1 to 723 and encodes 240 amino acids. The transcript is spliced from 2 exons. NCBI's taxonomy places the organism in Eukaryota, Fungi, Ascomycota, Eurotiomycetes, Eurotiales, Trichocomaceae. The record is from RefSeq and is a predicted model, not a curated record.